Molecule: messenger RNA, 1478 nt
Organism: Solenopsis invicta (red fire ant)
Lineage: Eukaryota; Metazoa; Arthropoda; Insecta; Hymenoptera; Formicidae
Exons: 4
Coding region: 928-1215 (95 amino acids)
Biological process (GO): sensory perception of smell; detection of chemical stimulus involved in sensory perception of smell
Cellular component (GO): plasma membrane
Molecular function (GO): odorant binding; olfactory receptor activity
Source: RefSeq, a predicted model, not a curated record
UGUGUGUGUGUGUGUGUGUGUGUGUGUGUGUGUGCGUGCGUGCGUGCGUGCGUGCAUGCGUAUAUGUAUGCACAUAUGUAUGUAUAUAUGUAUGUAACAUAAUAUUAUUAUUAUUUAAUAGUAAUAUUUUUUUAAUACGAUAUAAGGAGGAUUGAUGUAAGACUUUAUAUUAUUAACUUUCCUAACAUUUAUUACUUUUAAUGAACGUCACGAUUUCAAAACUUAAUAGUUAUAUCAGAUAUAGACAAUAGAUUAUUGUUGUUAUAUUAAGUAUAUGAAUUAUCGUCAGUAUCAUGCAAAUAUUUAUACAUGGAUGAAUAAUAUGCACGUAAUUUUAGUUAGCAUCGUUUAUCCUUAUGGACUAUAACGUGGAUCUUUUUUUAAAUGUUUGCUCAGUCAUCGGACCUAUAAUAUAUUACACAUUUACGUAUUUUGGUAUGCUUACUAAUCAAAAUAAAGUAAGUUUGCGAACAAUAUAAUCGAUUUCGGUACCCGCGAUUGAAUUGUUCAACAAUGAAACGCGUCUUGAAAAAUCAGAUAACUUCUUCUUAUACAUAAUAGUAGGAGCUCUAUCGACGUAAAUUAUCAAUAUUUUAUUCUAGACAAAAGAGUUUAUCGAACAAGUGCGAUAUAGUUGGAAUUCCUUAAAAGAAAAAGAGGAACUUAAAAUCAUACACACUCAUGCUAAUAUCGGACGAUUCUACGCAAUCAUUGGAUCAAGUUUUUCGAGUCCCUCAAAUCUGCUUUUUCAGUUGAAAAUUUUGUUGGAAUUCCUAUUGGCGUGAUAUCAUUAAGCAUUAAUCUAUAUCGUGUGAGUUCUUGAAACUAAUUGCAUAUAUUAACAUCAUAUGAUGAUUUAAAAAAAAUUAAAAGUUCUGUUAGCUUUGCGACCGCAUUAUAGCAGAAGAUAUUGGCGGUGCAAUUUUGAUGUGUUUAACAGUCAUCAUUCAUUUUGGUGUCAUGUUCCUAUCUAACUACAUUGGUCAAAUGGUAAUAGAUCACAGCGAGGACAUAUUUAAGAAAAUAUGCUGCUCUCGAUGGUAUGCGACGCCACUAAAUAUGCAAAAAUGUCUCAUGAUGAUAAUGCACCGAAGUCUAAAGCCUUCCACAUUGAUGAUCUACUUUGGUCUGUUCUUGCCAUCUUUGCAAGGCUUCGCUAAGCUUAUCAGCAAGUCGUUAUCAUACUUUAUGGUAAUUUAUUCUAUGCACCGAUAGUAAUCACAGGAUAUAAUAAUAAUCAACAAUUACAACUGAUAAGUACUUUCGUUAGAAAAAGAUGCAUUGUUGUAGAAAGUAACAUCUUUGGAUCAUCACUUUCAAUUUAUUGUGUUUAUAUUAUUUGUUUAUACUCGAAUAUCUCUAUAUUAAGCUAAGUAGGGUAAUCAUUUUUUUAAAUAAUUCAACUAAACAGUUUUUAACGAUGAAUAAUAAUGAAUUAUUUAUAAUUAUGAUAUUUUAAUAUGAAUUAUUUAUUUUUC